Neoarius graeffei (lesser salmon catfish) is the source of this 4665-nucleotide messenger RNA. It is a transcript of the gene ippk, whose product is annotated as inositol 1,3,4,5,6-pentakisphosphate 2-kinase. Gene Ontology annotation, biological process: inositol phosphate biosynthetic process. Gene Ontology annotation, molecular function: inositol-1,3,4,5,6-pentakisphosphate 2-kinase activity; ATP binding. Gene Ontology annotation, cellular component: nucleus. The coding region runs from base 147 to 1607 and encodes 486 amino acids. The record is from RefSeq and is a predicted model, not a curated record. The transcript is spliced from 13 exons. NCBI's taxonomy places the organism in Eukaryota, Metazoa, Chordata, Actinopteri, Siluriformes, Ariidae.
CCGCACUCUUUCUUCCUCAGUGUAGAUGAGAGCAGUUCGGUGUCUCCUGGCGUUUCCACAUAAGUUUGUGUUUGGCUUAUUUAGCUGUUCGUAUAAGAUUUUCCCCCCAGUAACAUUUUAAAACACCGCGUAUUCAUCGCUGUAUUAUGGAACUAGACAAAAUGGAUGAAAAUGAUUGGAAAUACCACGGGGAAGGGAACAAGAGCCUUGUUGUUUCUCACGCCCAGCACUCCAAAGUCCUCCGGCUUUUGAAAUACCCUUCUGAAGAUGCAGAAAACACACAUCAGACGACAGAGCAAGCUUUCCAGCAUCUACUUAACAUAGUCGAUUAUAGCAGAAAUGUCAUGAAGCCCUUGUUAGGGGAGAAAUAUGUGCACAGUGGAGAAGUUGUUAAACUCCCAUUGGAAUUUGUACGGCAGCUGUCUUUAAAGAUCCAGCAAGAACGGCCAGAAUUGCGGUGUGAUAAAGUGAUGGACACUUUUAGUGGAUGUGGCCUGUGCCUUCCCAACCUCACCCACCUUUCGCCGUGCCACUUUGGAGAUCGCCGACCUCCUCUGUGUGUAGAAAUUAAGCCAAAAUGUGGAUUUCUACCCUUUUCAAGACACAUUACCAAGGACUGUAAGCGAAAAGUGUGCCGAUUUUGUAUGCAUCAACAUUUCAAGCUAGCCAAUGGGAAGUGGAACAGACUAAGCAGGUAUUGUCCCUUGGAUCUCUUCUCAGGGAGCAAACAGAGAAUGUAUAUUGCUAUCAGGAAUCUGUUGGAGGAACCACAAAACAAUUUGAAAAUAUUUAAGGGUGGAGAACUGAUAUACAGCUGUAAAGACGAUGCCAAGCAACAACCAGAUUUAAAUGAGCUCAUCCAGCACUUGUGGCCCUACUUCCACCACAGCAAUGGUCACCAGUCCAGCAGAACUGUUCUCAGUGAAUUCAUUCAGGUGAUCUGCAGCGCUCUACUGAGCACAGGAGAAUCCAAUCGCUCUGGAGAACAGAGGAAGAUGCAGCUCCCUGAGAGCAGGCUGCUCUGUGAAGCCAGCCCGCUCCAUAGAGAUCUGCUACGCAAUGGCAGUCCUGGUCUUCCCAAAGACUGCGUCCUUGCCAAAAUCCUCCAAGUCCAGAUGAUGGACAACCUCGACAUUGAAGGUCUCUACCCCCUGUUCAAGAGAGUGGAGCAGUAUCUGGAGGAAUUUCCUAAAGAGAGGAACAGAUUACAGAUGGAUGGUCCUUAUGAUGCGAGUUUCCUGGAGAAGGUGAAAAUGUGUCCUCCUGAAGACGAUGGCUCUAUAGAGUAUGCAGUUGGAAAGGUUCUUCAGUACAGAGUAGCAAUGACUGCUAAGGACUGCUCCAUCAUGACCACGUUUGCACCUUGUGGAGAAGAUGAAAAACUACAGCCACAUUUAGAAAUCCAGCCUACAAAAUCUCGUUUCGUAUUCUCGGUCUCCAUCCUGGAUUUGGACCCCAAACCAUACGAGAGCAUCCCACACCAGUAUAAACUCGACUCCAAAAUCGUCAACUAUUACCUGAAGAGCACAAUUGCCACCCAGGAGCUGCCUCCCUCCAGCCUUUACACUGAGCGGCAGGACUGCACACUGCUCUUCCACCCUGUAUGAACGUCACUUUCCUCUCGUCCCUGCUCCACACGCUGCUUCUCACGUGAGCAGUGGGAAAAGGCAAAAACUGAACAUGGUACGCACCAUCUGUGUGCAUUAUUCUUAUUUGUUUGUCCCCCUGAUGUGUGCCAUGUUUGUGUGACAUGAAAAUGACUAAACCUUUCAAGGAAUGCAAGGAACAGGGAGAGCAAGGGUGUGUUGGGUGGUCAUGUGAACUACAACAGCAUUCUAGUGCCAAAAGUGGCUUUUUUCACUCGUGUUUUUUGCUCAGUGUUUGUGUCUCUGUGUAGAGACUAAAGUGAUAGUUAAAAUAAAGAUGGAUACUUGAUGUAAAAUGAGACUACUACUCCAUAAUGUUUAGGUCUGUGACCACUGACAUUAACAGAAUUUACAAUAUGGUGAGAAGACUGAACACGUAUUGAUGUGUUUUGGCUCAAUGCCAUAAUUGUGUACCUUUUUUAAAGUACUGUACCAUCCUCAGUUAGUAUUUAAGUAAUCAAGCUUCUCAAAUCAACUUUGAUGUGGCUUGUGAUCUCUUUUUAUUUUUCCUUUGGUCAAGUUUUAACACAAAAUGCACAUUGCAUGCUGAUGUGUUUAACCACUGCAUGUUUUGCUACUUAAUUUGCUCCUAAUCUAUGUUUUUACUGAAUUGUUUGUGUGGCUCCCCCCCCCCCCCCCCCCUUCCUUAUUUUGAUCUAAUCUCCAUCCACUUUAAAUGUAGCAUGUGUGUGAUGUACAAUGAAAAAUCUCUGGCAAUCUUGUGUGCUACAGAUGCAGUGAAUGUAGACCAGGGUUUUUUUUUUUUGGGGGGGGGCGGUGGACUCAAUUGCUGGAGAAAUGCAGUUUUGGAGAACCCUGACUUGAGCUGGGCUUUUGUUGGGCCCGAAACCAGACUAAGCAGUGGUUAAUAUAGGUUUAACGUGCGGACCAAAGGCAUUCAAUACACAAGUUGCACAUGAGUAUAACAAGCCAAGCUGGCACUUUCCAUAAUUGAACAACCUAAAGAAGUUAAUUACAUUUUUUAAUGGCUUGUUCUUUAUAAUAAAGUAGUUUAACAAGUUGCCUGUGGCUCAGUACAUAUGUCUGGCCCAUUUACUUACAGCAGAAAGCACAGCGUUUUACUAUAGCCAAAUGUUUUAUAAAGACACGUAAACUUUCCCAAAUAUCACUUAUGUAGACCACUUUUAACUCGACACUAUACAUUACUUACAAAGACUGUAUGCCUGUGCUCAUCUUCAAGGGUCAGAUCAGCUUAUAAAUACAUGUCUGUUCAGCCACACCAUCAGUGCAUCAUUGCUUUGGACAGGUUUUUUUUUUAAAAAUAACCUUCCAGCUCAUGUUUAGUAAUUGCUAUGUCUAAUUUAAACCACUAAAGUUCAGUUUCUCUUUAGCUGAACAAGUCCGUGACUUGAUUUGACUCUUUACAUUUUGUGCAUGUCUGUUCUCGAGGCCUUAAUCAACAGUUCAGAGGAUUUGAAUGGAUUUAAACAUGGACAGCCUUUAAUAUCAGCCAAACUCUCUACUGUUCCUCCUAAUGUACCUCUGUACAUGUUUGUGCUGAAGAUUUUUAGUUCAGUAGUCAUUAUGUGAAGGAGUAAAAAUGGAAAGUUUUUGCAGUUGAAAGUAGACAAGGCUGAAGAAUUGUUACAAAGAAAAUAUUUCGACUACGCUGCCAGUCAAAAGUUUGGACACGUGGAGUUUGUUUUAUUAUAAACACUACUUACCCAGAGGAAAAGUAGGUUAAGGAAAAUUAAACAAAUGCUGCUCUCAUGACCCAAAUCUUCAGUGUCUCUUUUAAUAAAUAUAGGAGCACUUGGAACAGGAAUCAAAGUUUACACUCACCAGCCACUUUUUAAUAGGAACUUGUUCUUGGCCGACAGGAGUGGAACCCAAUGUGGUCUUCUGCUGUUGCAUGUUGAGCUGCUUUUCUGCUCACUACAGUUGUAAAGAGUUGCUGUAGCCUCCCUGACAAACCAAUCUGGCCAUUUUCCUCUGGCCUCCCAACAAGGCGUUUCCACUUACCAAACUGUUGAUGGGUUUUUUUUUUUGUACCAUUCUGUGUAAACUCUAGAGGUGUGUGUGUGUGUGAGAGAGAGAGAGAGAGAGAGAGAGAAACCCCAGGAGCUGAGCAAUUUGAGAUACUUAAACCAGUCCAUCUGGCACCAACCCCUAUGCCACAGUGAAAGUCACAGAUCACACCAUUCUGAUGUUGGAAGUGAACAUUAACUGAAGCUCUUGAUUUCUGUGUGUUUUAUAUAUAAAGUAUGUCAGCCCUGUGAUGACCUGGCGACUUGUCCAGGGUGUACCCCGCCUUUCGCCCAUAGUCAGCUGGGAUAGGCUCCAGCUUGCCUGUGACCCUAUAGAACAGGAGAAGCGGCUACAGAUAGAUGGAUUUUUAUUUAUGUAUAAUAUAUAGUGCUGCUGUCAAGGGAUUGGCUGAUGAGAACUGCAUAAAACAGGUGUAUGGUGUUCCUAAUAAAGUGGCCAGUGAAUGUCUAUAGAUCUAGAAAAACUAUCAGUUAUAAAGACAAUUAUCCUAUGCUCUAUUCUAUGAAGUGAGCAAGAGCUUAUCCUUUUCCAAUUUAAUUCACCUGCAUUCCUUAAUUAAACUUUUAAAUACUGUAAAAAUUGACAGCUUGAUAUUAAGAUAAACUUUUGAUUGGCAGUGUAUGAGUUUGCCUAAGGCUAUCCAAGGUGGUUAAUGUGCAGGGAGCAAAAUGUUUACUGACUCACUACAAGGAACUAAAAGAUGUGUACUUGCUAAACUGAAACCCAGGUUGUUAUUAAUCCUCUCAAAAAAAAAAUCACAAUCACUGUGAUACAGAUGACAUAAGGACUAAACUAUUCACCAUUUCAAAAGAGUGGAUUUUGCUGUCAUUUUUCUAUUUAAAUUAUUUAUUUUUCUAGCUAUUGUCUAAUGAUGUAUAUUUACAUAUGCUGUGUGCACACAUGUACAUGUGGUGACAAUGUGUACAGAUGGCAUUAAUACAUUUCUUAAUGGGUGAUUGAUAGUGGUGUUUAUACUGAAUAAAAUGAUUAAAGUAUACAUGUGUCUCAA